Messenger RNA from Pimephales promelas (fathead minnow), 5223 nucleotides. It is a transcript of the gene slc24a4a, whose product is annotated as solute carrier family 24 member 4a. The record is from RefSeq and is a predicted model, not a curated record. Gene Ontology annotation, biological process: calcium ion transmembrane transport; intracellular calcium ion homeostasis. NCBI's taxonomy places the organism in Eukaryota, Metazoa, Chordata, Actinopteri, Cypriniformes, Leuciscidae. Gene Ontology annotation, cellular component: plasma membrane. Gene Ontology annotation, molecular function: calcium, potassium:sodium antiporter activity; calcium channel activity.
UCCCUCACAUCAUGUAGAAGUCGGCAGCUGCGUGAGAGAGGGAGAUGAAACCUCAACUUGAGAGCACGGACCCGAAAGAUGUUUACUGACACGGUUCUUAUUUAUUUCACGAAAUGACCAAAUGACAUCAUAUCUAGCUCGCACUGUAUUGGUUCUUAUGCCAAAUAAAAUGUUUUAGUCCUAUUUUCACCAGACAACUGUGAAGCCCGCGGCUGCAUACCGUCCAGUGAUUCAUUUCAGCUGAUUAUAAUUAGCGUUUCUCAAGCAACAGGAGUAGGACACAAUUCUCAAGCGGGUUGCUUUAGUAAUACAACAGCAGAACGAGCGCGUGGAGGCACCGGGACGGAACCUCUCACAUGCACGCCGCCGCGCGCUCCUGCAACACUGAACACGGGAUCCGCGCUCUGGACAUGAGGAGGACCUCAUCCCGAGCCUGAUUUCCUGCGGUCCCGGCCAUCUGUGUGGCUUCGACUCGGAGGAGAAAUUACUCUUACAAAAUGACACAGCCUCAGACGACCACGGAGCUGGAGCAGAGCUGCAGUAUGUCAAAAAAGAACAUGAUCUCCAAAAUUUUUAAAGUUCGCAAAAGGAGAGAAAUGCUGUUCGUGCAGGUGUGCUUCAUCUGCAGCGUCCUGUUAUUGGCUUGGUGUAUGUCGGCGUUGCUCACAAAGACGGGUCAUGGGCUGGUGAUACAGGAAGGUUUUGCUGCUCAAAGAGAUCACUUGGGGCGAAGGCUUAUGGCCAUAGCGGGAGACAAUGAGACUGAGGAGAAGAACUGCACAAGACCAGCCAUCCUCGAGUUCCCCAUGGAUGUGUUCACCAACAGACAGCGUACACAAGGAGCUGUUCUGCUACACAUAUUUGCGGCUUUAUAUAUGUUUCUGGCCCUUGCUAUUGUCUGUGAUGACUACUUUGUGACCUCUUUAGAAAAGAUCUGUGAGAAACUGCACCUGAGUGAAGAUGUAGCAGGAGCGACCUUCAUGGCAGCUGGAAGCUCCGCCCCAGAACUGUUUGCCUCUAUAAUUGGUGUGUUCAUUACACAUGGAGAUGUGGGGGUGGGUACCAUAGUGGGCUCAGCUGUGUUCAACAUCCUGUGCAUCAUCGGUGUGUGUGGGAUUUUUGCUGGGCAGGUUGUUUAUCUCACAAAGUAUGCUGUAUUCCGAGAUUCGACCUACUACAUUUUUUCUGUGGUUGCCCUUAUUGCAUUUAUUUAUGAUGACAAGAUUUUGUGGUGGGAGAGUCUGGUACUGAUUCUCAUGUAUGUUGGCUACAUCGUCAUCAUGAAGUUUAACACUAGCAUUCAAAACUACUUUGCGGGGACGGAAGGCAAAGGUGUCGUCAAUGGUAACGCGGUCAGCAGCGAGAUGGAGGAUGGUAAUGAAUGUUAUAGGCAGUUUUGGGAUGAUGCAUCAUGGCCACUCCUCAGCCCAGUAAAGCCCAGUAAAACAUACUCUAGGGGCUCUGUUGUGAUGGUGGAUGAGAUGAUAAAUUCAAGCCCUCCACAUUAUCGGUUUCCCGAGGCCGGCCUCAGGGUCAUGAUCACCAACCACUUUGGACCCAAGACGCGUCUCCGCAUGGCAAGCCGACUUAUCAUCAAUGAGCAGCAGCGGCUAGGGAAGAUGGCCAAUGGGGGGGACGAAGUGCUGGUGGCUGACCAGAGAGCUGACACCAUGGAAAAUGGCAACGUAGCAGAGGACAAACUCUCUGAGGUGCUGGAGAGUGAGAUGUCAUCUCCUUUCAGCUUGCCUGGCGGCGCUUUGGAUAAAGUGAAGUUUUUCAUUUCCUGGCCCAUUUUGGUGUUGCUGUACUUCACCGUGCCCAACUGUGCCAAGCCGCGGUGGGAGUUCUGCUUUAUGCUGUCCUUCUUCCUUUCGACGCUGUGGAUAGCUGCCUUCUCCUACAUCAUGGUGUGGAUGGUCACAGUCGUUGGAUACACUCUUGGAAUCCCAGAUGUCAUCAUGGGUAUAACUUUCCUGGCUGCUGGCACCAGUGUUCCUGACUGCAUAGCUAGUCUUAUUGUCGCACGACAAGGCCUGGGGGACAUGGCUGUCUCGAACACGAUUGGCAGCAACGUCUUUGAUAUCCUGGUUGGGCUCGGCGUACCCUGGGGCAUCCAGACGAUGGCUGUCAACUAUGGCUCUGUGGUUCAAAUUAACAGUAGAGGACUGGUUUACUCCGUUGUCCUGCUGCUUGGUUCGGUCGCUUUAACCGUGUUGGGGAUCCAUGUGAACAGGUGGAGAUUGGACUUCAAGCUGGGCGUGUACGUGCUUGUGCUGUAUGUAAUAUUCCUCUGCUUUUCCGUCAUGAUUGAAUACAACGUCUUCACGUUCGUCAACCUGCCCAUGUGUCUCGAGGAAUUAUAGGCCAGGAGAUUUUCAUGGGUCUCUACUGUUGAAGAAAACCACUGUCUCCCACUUCACAUUCACACCAAUGUGGUUCAGAUGGAGGAACUGCAUUACCCAGAAGACUGUUGACUCCAUCAAUUCCAGGAAAUAAAAUUCUCCUUGGCAGCUCUCUUUAUAACUGGAUAUUCUUCCACUCCUGAGCCUUGGACAAUCACAAUGCAGCUCAUAAUUGUCUUCACUGGAUUGUUUGAAGCUGGAUGAUUCAGACUGUACACUUUCAUCACAAACUGCACACACAGCAAUGACAAAGAAUGCUGCUCAUUCCUAUAUGCAUUAGCAAUCUACCUUUUCUAAUUUCUGUCUUCCCUUAAGACACUCUAUGAAUAAAAUGCACUUUAUAUGUGGCAUAAAACAUCUAUAUCACAUUAAUUUAUUUCCUCCAGUACGAAAAAAAUUAAGUAUGUCCUUAAUGUGGUGCAACAAAAAGAUGGGCCUGACAUGAAAUCACUGCCCUCGGGCAAGAAAGUCAUUCUCGCAGCUCGUUACACCCAAGAAAACUCUUGAAAAUAUGACUCGUAACAGAUGUGAAGCAUUUUCUGUUAUGGAUCAAGCAGCAGGGGGCGAGAUGUUCUGGAAUCCAAAUGAGCUGGACAAUAUAUUUCCUGCUGAGAGCUUCUGGCAGGUGCCCAAUGGAGAGGUUAGCGAGAGGGACCAGCUUCUGAAGCUCUUUUAGAUAUGUUUUGGUUUCCGUUUAUCGUUCCUGACCUGCAUUAGUGAAUGGAACCGAUCAUCAUAAAGCACACAUCAAAAGCUGCUCCUCGCCUCUCGUUCAGACCAGAGCAGACGACCCUCAGGACCGCUCUUUGCUUGUUUUAGCAGUGUGGAAGAUGAGCCUGGCAACUGUGGCUGCUUUAAUAUUUCGUAUGCAUACUGAUGACAUCACAGAGGAUCCUGGAUUUUGCAAACAUUCUAUAAAUGUAUGUGUUUGUGGUUUAUGUCUAAAUAUAACAUCACUGAUCCUGUUUGAAUUAGUGCUUCCUAACAUGAGGGGUGGGGGGUGGAUUUACAUGUGAUCCAAAAGGCCAUUUUAUUUUUUUUUCCUAAUGCACCCGUACCUCUCUCUCUGGAUCUUUAUUACCGUUUGUCUGUAAUGCAUGAUUUGACACAAAGAAGCCAUUUCUAAAGCAGGGCAAAAGCUUUGUGAGCUCACUGUCAAUGUCCCUAUAAGGAUGAAUCUCACGAAAUUGUGCCCAGGUAAUAUUUCACCCUAAAAUCAAAAGAAAAAACAAAUUAUAUUGUGCAAGUACAGUAAGUAAAUGUUUAGGACCAUUUAUUUCCAUGGCAGUUGAGUACUUUUUAAAUCCCAAAAAUAUUACCAUGACAUUAUAAAUACUUAAAAUUUAUUCUUUAAAAUGUAAAUGGUUUUUUUUUUAAAUCAUUACGAGUAUGUGAAUGAAAUGAAACAUGGAAAUGUUUAAGGUUUUUUGCGUAAUUAUGAGAUUUUGUUUGUUUUGUUUUUUUGCCGUGAUGAAAAUUACAGUAGUGAGUUUGAGGUAGAAAAUGUACUUUGGGGUGAAAUAUGACCUGAGCAUAUUCUUGACAGGUCUCCUGAGAGUCACCCAUAAAUGGCAGCUACCGGACCCCUAUUCGGCUGCUAGUGGACUCAGGAGAUCUGAACUUGAGCUUAGGGGAACACGUGUUUGUGUCUUUUGUCAGUCGUAGAACCUGUCGUUGUCAAGUGCUAGGAGGUGCUGUUGUGUGUGCAGAACGACAGGUGUUGCAGUAUUUGAUGUACACAUUAUAUAUGAUAUAUGCAAUCUAAGUGGGUGAGGGCUGAGUAUGGGGAUUAUAUUUUCAUAGUGGAGCCAUGUUUGUGAAAGCUGCUGAAAUCGCCCACCGCUGUUACACGAGCAUGCUGAUUCUGUCAUCUAAUCUGACAUCACGUUAUUGCCAUUCUGUAGAAAGCCAACUUUAGUUUAUUGUGGCUUUGUGUUGUGCGGAAUGACGGUGUUGUCUUGAUGACUCUUUUCUUUCGUCUUUGUUCUGUGGUGUUUUUCAGUGGUGAUCUGUACGAUUACAUUAUUCAGCUGAAAUUGAUACACCAUAUGCAUAAUGUUGGAGGAGCAUUGAAAGCUUCUUUCUAUGCCUGGUUGCCAUGUUAUAUAGUCUUUCUAGCAUUAAAUGCUGCCAAUAAUUUAGUACUUUAGGUCUGUUUUGUUUGUUUCUCUCCUGGUUGUUUUGGGAGUUCUCUUUUUUUUUCCAGUGCAAUAGUUUGUGCAUUCAUCUACUGCAUUUAUUUGAAUCUUGUCAGCACACUAUCCUUUACUAUUGACUUUGUUGCUGAUAAUUUGUGCCAUGUUUGAUGUAAGUGCUACCAUUUGAACUGAAAUUUUUUUUUUAGUUUUUAUAUAAACCUCUGACCUCUGGGGUGGUUUGAUUUGUUUCAUUGGGUCACUUCGGAUGGGAUGUCUUUGUUGCCAGUUGUAUAGCACUCUCACAUGAGUAGUCUUAUAUGCACUCUCCAUUGUAUGUCUUCAGAGGACAGAAACUUCAAGGAAAAUGCUUCAAAUGACUCUGUCAGGCAUGAAUAUGCACACACAUGAGACACAUGCACAGAUACAUGCGCAACUGCUUCACAAGUGACCUGCUGCACUGUGAGUGGAACGGCAUUUAAGAAACCUUCUGUAAGGUACAGAUUUAAUGAUUUUCAACAUAAGACGUUGGUGUGUAACUUGAAUGUAUUGUCUUGCAAGCAGUGGAUGUAUCCAACCAAUGCAUUUUAAUGUAAAGCAAUAAUCUAAAACGAAUAUGAAUAACUAUAUGAAUCAUACGAGUAUUGUAUGGAGAAACAAAUUAAAUUAUACAGUUUAUCAAUGUU